CGAGAACGAGGAGCUGGAGGAGAUCGCCUCAGCCGACCUGAAGUACCUGCUGCUGCCUGCCUUGCGGGGGUCCCUGACACUGAAGCAAGUCGACCUGAGCAGGCGGCUGGAGCACCUGGAGACCGCCCGGGCCCACUUCUGGCGCUUCCUUAAGCACUGCAAGAGCUACGGACUGGGCAGCUUCCACCUGCCCCCUGCCACUGCCAGCCCCUCGGGAGAGGAAGAUGCUGGGACCCCAUCCCUGGGGGGCCCUGCUGCCGCCCAGCCCAGCCUGGUGGCCAUGGCAUCGAAUAGGCAAGCCAAAAUUGAGAGAUAUAAGCAGAAGAAGGAACUGGAGAACAGGUUGGCCUCUGUGAGAACCUUUGUGGAGAGCGGGCAAGCUGAUGAGGAUCAGAUACGGGAAUUUUACAUCCUACAAAUCCAGAAAUGGAUCAACACCAGCCUUGAGGAAAUUGAGAGUAUUGACCAAGAAAUGGUCAUCCUGAGGAGCAGGGACGCAGUGAAACAGCCUUUGGCACCACCACACGGCACUUCUCGGCCAGUCAGGACUCCAUUGAAACCUUUCAUUCUUACCCGGGAUGCUGCUCAGGCUAA
Messenger RNA from Pterocles gutturalis (yellow-throated sandgrouse), 594 nucleotides. It is a transcript of the gene IGBP1, whose product is annotated as immunoglobulin (CD79A) binding protein 1. The annotation marks the transcript as partial. Lineage: Eukaryota; Metazoa; Chordata; Aves; Pterocliformes; Pteroclidae. Gene Ontology annotation, molecular function: protein phosphatase 2A binding. Gene Ontology annotation, biological process: regulation of signal transduction; regulation of dephosphorylation. The record is from RefSeq and is a predicted model, not a curated record. The transcript is spliced from 3 exons. Gene Ontology annotation, cellular component: cytosol.